Strongylocentrotus purpuratus (purple sea urchin) is the source of this 1777-nucleotide messenger RNA. RefSeq names its product 39S ribosomal protein L49, mitochondrial (gene mrpl49). The transcript is spliced from 4 exons. The record is from RefSeq and is a predicted model, not a curated record. Gene Ontology annotation, biological process: translation. Gene Ontology annotation, cellular component: mitochondrial large ribosomal subunit; ribosome. Lineage: Eukaryota; Metazoa; Echinodermata; Echinoidea; Camarodonta; Strongylocentrotidae. Bases 132 to 719 code for a protein of 195 amino acids. Gene Ontology annotation, molecular function: structural constituent of ribosome.
UAUGCCUUUGGCGCAACCAGCCGGAGCCGUAGCUAGCCGUGUAUUGUGUGUACCGUAUCCCCGCGACAUGUGUUCGCCAUUAUUGGUAAUGUCAGAACUGAGCUGAGCUUGCUGAGUCGUGGUGCAGUGCAAUGGCUUCUCAUCUCAUUUCACGGUUGAGAUUAUUGGCUCAAUUUCGUGCAAAUAUAUCAAUCAGUCAGACUUUAUCAGGGAAUAUGGUUAGAGAGUCUAGAACAUUGCAUACAUCUACAUGCCGAGGGAAAAGGAAUCAUUACUUUAUACCCGCCUAUCCUAAGGAUGAUCCAGUUCGAGAUGAACCAAGGACAGAGCUCAUAGAAUCCAAGGAAGACUUCAAGUAUGUAGAAAGGUUGCUUCCUUCCAUGCAGGUCCCAGCUGUGCCCAACCACACCCAGUACCCCACUCCUUCAGGGUGGUCACCACCAUCAGGUGCUGCAUCAGACCUACCGUACAGUGUGAGCAGGACACGAUUUCACCAGAUCCCUGUCUUCACAGAAACUAAAAAGAUGACACAACACUGGACACUGGUCAAAAACAUCAAGGGAGAUAUUUGGUUUAUGGCAGAAGACCUGAGGAAGCACUUAGAGGAACAACAAGGAAGAGAUAUCCCAGUCACAAUCAAUGAAGUUUCUAUGAAAGUUCGUUACAAGGGACUCUAUGAAGACCAAGUCAAGCAAUGGCUGACUGAGAAAGGAUUCUAGGACCUCUCAUGAAGGGAACUCCAUAUAUGGACACAGAUGAAGUCAUUGUAUCUACAAAACUGUGGGAUUUAUCUCAGCUUGAUAUUGAAAGAUUGAUGCUAUAUUGAACCAUACAUGGGAUCAUUGGAACAAUGGCAAUGGUUCUUUAUUGUGCUGAUGCACUCAAUUGACUGAUGCCUGCCUCAUUGAGAUGUUAUCAAGGACCACUGACUCACUUUUUAUGUAAUGAAGAUAUUUUGACUGCUGAAUAAUGUAAUUUUGAUCAAAUCUUGAUAUGUAGACCCUCGUAGUAAUCAUAUGGAAGUGAAUGAAACCUUCUAUUUUUGCAGUGAUAGAUAGGUUUUAUGGUCAGUUAACACAAUACUGUACCAAGUUCAAUGAAAAUCUAUCAGCUAAACUAAUCCCUUUUACUUGAUAACAAUUAUAAAUAAGAUAUUCGAAACCUCAAUACUUUUUCAUAUAAGACAUUUUUGUUGUUGUCAGUGAUAAAUGUCUCAUGAUGAAAUUCUAAUGAAUUUUAUUAACAGAACACCUCUUUUAGGGAGAAGAAAUACUAGAAGGCAUGACAAAUGGAAUCAUGGCAUUGCAAUCUGCAUGUUUUUCUAUAAGAUCAAAGAAUUAUUGUGAAGUGGCAAUUAUAAUUCUCUAAACGCCGUCCAAUAUUGUUAUUCUAGCUCAAUUUUGAAAGUAUAGUUCAACUAGAAAUGUUGAAUGAGAAUAUUGAGGGAUACAUGUUGAUUUUGUACCAGGGAUGAGAAGUGUGUUCAUAUUGAAUUUCACCCACAUACGCCAAUCCGAAAUUGGAUCGGAGCAUUAUUUGAUAUUUUAUGAAUGAAGUUAUAGUUAUUCUGUUAUCCUAGGAUUGCUAGCACAAGGGUAAUCUGCACUUACAUGUAGGUUCAUAGAUAUUGUACUAUUUUUGUUUGUUAACAAUUCAAAUAUAUGAAAGUCACAAUCUUAAUUAAGAUUGACCUAGAAAAUGAAAAAUACAAUCUGUAUGCUUUUUUUUCCUAUUAUCAAUAAAAUUGCUAUUACAUAUGCACAUUUCUACAAAUUCU